Mus caroli (Ryukyu mouse) is the source of this 983-nucleotide messenger RNA. The record is from RefSeq and is a predicted model, not a curated record. NCBI's taxonomy places the organism in Eukaryota, Metazoa, Chordata, Mammalia, Rodentia, Muridae.
CACUGUUCAGAGGCCCAAGGAAAGGGCACCAGGAGAUGGUCAGAGGUGGUCAGAGCCUAGGAGCAGAGGUCCAAUAGAAGGUAGCCUUACAGCAGAGGCACCAAGAUGGGGCCCUGAGGAAGGAGCACCAAGAGAGUGCAGGGCAUGAAGGGUGGCAACAAUCUAGAUUGAGAGCCCUGCAGUAGGAAUGCCUGGUGAGAACUUUCAGUCUUGGGUGAAUCACUCCGAGUGAUGCUCAGAGUCGUGAGUGAGGAGAAUCCUUCUCCAGAGCUUGAAGCCUGAAGGAAGGAGGGUUCAACGAUCUGUUGAAAAUGAUGCUCCCCUUCUUCUUGUCAAUUCUCAUGGGUCUCCCAUGGGUGGAUACCUCUAUCAACAAUACCAGUGGAUUCGACAACACUACUAGUGGCUUGGACAGUGACAUUGAGCCUAGAUGGACUCCUGAGCAAACAUGCCAUCAGUGCUACGUACGUAACACCUUCUCUUGUCCAAAACUCCGUGAGUGUCCCCAUGAUCUCAGACGCUGUAUGACAGUCUCCUUUCGUGUGAACGUUCGGGUGCUCUAUGUUCUCAAGGACUGCACCAGUGACUGCACAUUUAUUUAUAGAGAACACGUGCCUCCAGAACUCCCUAGGGUGCUUAAAGAUGUCAAGAACUUCUACUUUGUCUUGUGCUGUGCAGAUGCAACUUGCAAUUCGGGAGGCCCCAAUAAUUUAGAGAGGGACUUGUCGGAUGAAACUUCCAUGGAGGAAGAGGUAGUUGCUAGAGCUGUGAGUCUGGGGUGGGUCAACCUUCUCCUGUGUCUUGCCUUGAUCCUCUCCAGCAUCAUACUGACCUGACAACCCCCCUUUGGGUGUACUCAUCUUCCCACAGUUGAAAGCACCUUUGUACUUUGUUGCUUCCUUGUGAAGCAGAGACAGUGUCCAGAACACCUUUUGGGCCCAUUCAUCAUUUCUUGUAGUAAAGAAAUAAAGGCAUCGUUUGUC